AUGACUAAAAAAGCCCAGCUCACUGGUGUGCUGUUGCUUCUCGCGAUUGUUGGCGUCAUCGUCGGUGUAAUAGUAACUCGACAGGCCAGCAGCUCAGCAAACAAGUCGUCGGGUGCUGCUGGCGGUCGGUCGGGAGUUACUGACUCUGAUGACAGUCCAUCCAGUAAGGGCACGUUUGCCAAGAAGACAAAAUUUACGACCAGUAGCUCUAGCUCCGGCAGCAGUUCCAUCACAUCGGACCCAACCUCGGCAAAGUAUACGCUUACGGCCUUUGCCAUCGGUGACUGGGGUACUACGGUCACACAAGACUCGUGCUGCACUCGUUCGUCCACUUUCAAUAACUAUGAUAUCAAUGCCGAGGACAUUGUGGCCAAUAUCAUAAACCAGCAAGCAUCCGCUGCGUCGGCACCACCAAAGUGUAUUCUCAGCCACGGCGACAACUUCUACUGGACGGGCAUUGACAGCGAAGAGAGCCGUGAUAUGCGUUUUGCAACCACAUUUGAAGGCAAGUACGACGGGUCAAACAUCAAGAACGUGCCGUGGGUCAAUGUGCUUGGUAACCACGACUACGGUGGUGCUAGUUAUAUCUGCUCGGAUAAAAAAGGUCUUGCAAAAUGUUCGUCCGCCGACGAAUUGGUGAAGGCACUUUCAAACAAGUUCUCCUGGCAGGCAGACUACACGAGCCCAAACGACAACCGCUGGAUUUUGAAGGAUCACUUUUACGUGUACACGAUCAAAGAUAAAGCCUCGGGUGUCAGUAUCGACAUUUUCAAUGUUGAUGCUGGUGAUGCCAGUAUUCACGGUGCUCAACAGACGUGCUGCCAAUGCUACGGUUACGCCAAAGGUAGCGACACGAAAUGCAAGAACGUUAUCCGUGGUGACAAGCUAUGUGCGGGUGGUGAUACCAAGAUGUUUGAUGCGUGUUUUGACAAAUUUACCGAGUGGAGUGACGACUCACGCAAACAACUUGCCAAGGAGGUGGCUGCGUCCAAUGCAACGUGGAAAAUCGUCAACAGCCACUACUCGCCCUACGCUCACUACGAUGAGAGAGGCAUGAAGAAGUGGAUCGAUAUCCUUCAAGACUCGGGCGUCCAGCUCUGGAUGAAUGGCCACACACACGGUGAAAGCCACGACUAUUUCUCUUCACUCCAGAUUCACUUUGUGAACAAUGGUGCAGGUGGUGGUAUCCAGAAGGAGUCUGCUAGCGGUAUUCCAGAAUUUGCUAAGGGCUCUGUUGAGGCCUUAUGGGCUUACGGUGGCCAGGAGUAUGGUUUCAUGUCCGUGGAGGCAUCUGCAGAGUGGCUGAAGCUACAAUACCAUACGGCCGAUGACUCGUGGGUGUUUGCGAAGAACUUCAAAUCGACCAAAGUUGGUGGUGUAGCGACAAAGCACUGUUGGUACAUUCCAAUUGACGGCAGCAAUGGCAAGAAGUGUUCAGCUGAAAGAGACAAGUGA
Peronospora farinosa is the source of this 1455-nucleotide messenger RNA. The record is from the annotation of a GenBank genome assembly. Lineage: Eukaryota; Oomycota; Peronosporomycetes; Peronosporales; Peronosporaceae.